This is a messenger RNA of Racocetra fulgida, 395 nucleotides long. The record is from the annotation of a GenBank genome assembly. Lineage: Eukaryota; Fungi; Glomeromycota; Glomeromycetes; Diversisporales; Gigasporaceae.
AAAUGAGUCUUAAAUACAAUUUAAGAAGUUCAAGUGCCUUAGAAAAGCUUGACAAAUUUCAACUAAUCGCAAAAGUAAAAGAGCUUGAAACAGAACUUGCUAGAACUAAACACCACUCAAACGAAGAACGCAGUAAAGAAAAACUAAACAAUCACUACUCAAACAACACAGAAGAACAACGCAACAUAGACGAAGAACUCAUAGACGAAGAACGUAACAUAGACGAGGAAAAAGUGGUAGAAUUUAUUGCAAGCUCAUGGAACAAUGAACAUAAAAGAAAAACUUUAGUUGACAGUCUAAAAGAACAUGGCUAUGAAAUAAAAAAGAAAAAAAUAACACAUUCUAAGACAAUCAGUAUUGACUUAUGGAAAAAAGAUCUAACUGAUUCUCAGAAA